Stylophora pistillata is the source of this 2548-nucleotide messenger RNA. RefSeq lists its product as uncharacterized. Gene Ontology annotation, biological process: potassium ion transmembrane transport; action potential. Gene Ontology annotation, molecular function: delayed rectifier potassium channel activity. Gene Ontology annotation, cellular component: voltage-gated potassium channel complex; membrane. Lineage: Eukaryota; Metazoa; Cnidaria; Anthozoa; Scleractinia; Pocilloporidae. The record is from RefSeq and is a predicted model, not a curated record.
UUCAAGUCUGGUAGCUUCAGGGCAGGUUUUUAACCAAAUCAUAUCUUGGCGGCGUUUACGAUGCAUGUUGCAACUCUAAGAUUAGUCCUAUGUCUUAUGGUUUGCUCCGAUGUUCAGCUAACCAGCAGCGAAAAACCCCAGACUGAUUCAAUAGUUCAAUCGGAAUUAGUGCGCAAAGCCCGUGAAAUCAGGCAACAUCGUCGAGUCCGUCAAGCGGGUCAACCUGGUCUCAACCAAGAAGAAACCAAAUGCAGAUACAAAAUCGCCCUGCUAGAUUUUCCUCCUUACAUAAUGAACCAAAGUAAACAGCAAGGAUUUAUGAAUAAUACCCUGACAUGGUUUGUGGACAGUGCUUGCUUUCGUAGAAAAUCAAACGAUCCCAUUGCUUGCAUAAUGGAGCCAGUAUUUGUUCAAACUCAAGAUGAGAUGGUGAAGUUGAUUAAAAAUAACUCGGUUGAUUUUGGAUUUCCAGUUCUAUCGGAUGCAAGGCAAAAACUUACGGGUCUAAAAAGUGUGACGCUCAUCCGGGCAUUUGUAUCAUCCGGGUGUUCAAUGAUCGUGAACUUAAAGAUAUGCGAAGCAGAAUCACAGGAACAGUUAUUGACCUCCAUUACGUCACAAUGGCCAAUACUGGCUUGUGUCAUAUUGCUUUCAGGGAUAUCUGGUGUAAUUAUUUGGCUCUUGGAACACCGCUCAAACGCAGCUCACUUUUCACCCUCGUUCACGUUAGGCCCACCAGAUGGCUUUUGGUGGGCAGUAGUAUCACUUACAACAGUGGGGUAUGGUGAUAAGACGCCUAAAACCCUCUGUGGACGUGCAUUUGGUAUCAUGUGGAUCCUGAUAGGAGCGAUAAUGCUAUCGUUGUUCACCGCCUUAUUUACGAAUGCAAUGCAAGCUUCCUUGGAUGGUACAAGAUGUAGGGACAUUGGUGGCAAAGACGUGGGUGUGUCAAACAAGAAUCCUGAAACACAUAUAGUCGCUAAGGAGCUAGAUGCAGACUUUAUCAAGUUUAAAAACCUGGACGAAAUGCAAAGAAACCUAAGCCAAGGAACAAUUGGAAGAGUGCUGGUGGAUCGCAACACUGCAUUUUACUUUUUGGAUAAAUCUGGUUUGAAACGAAACAGGCAAAUCCGAAUGAUUCGAAACAUUGAUUAUCCAAUGGAGUACUACCUGGCUCAUGUGAGCCAUGAAGUAAUGCCACCUCCAUCGGGGUCACCGAAUGACACGGACGAAUCCGCAGACGACGUAUUGCAAAGAAAAAAAAACCUUUCAACUUGUGGAGGAAGUCUGAAAGCACUAUCAUCGGAUUUGGUUGCAGUGGCAAAAGACACGGCCAAAGAGAAUCUUAUACCAGCCGAAUUGCAGACAGCGGACUUGUCCGAUGAAAUGGAAGGAUUAUUCUCCACUGGCUCACAAAUGACCAAGGACAUUUUGUUUGCGCUAUUGGGAAUGUUUGCUGUAUUAAUAAUCAUGGGUAAACUAUGGGAAGUUUACACCAAUUGUAAGCCAACAGUGCGAAAGAAGAGAAAAGGACUGAUUCCCAGCAGCAGGAAGAUGUCCAUGAUGCAAAACUUCCUGGAUUUGGAGGAACGACUAAAAGACAUAACGUCUGAUCUGCAAAAGCUAAAAGAAGAAUUUGAAGGUGCCGCGAACGGUUUGUCUCCUGAAGGCAGUCUUGAAUACUCAAAACCCAAAGAACGCUCAUUUUUUAAUAAUAUGCUCGAUCUGAAUGGGAAGAGUAAAAAUACUGAAACAAUACUAUAAUACAGGAACAUUUUUUCCACAAGGAAACUUCGAUAGAAUUUUGCUCAUGUUAGAUUUCGAUGGCCAGUACCCAAUAUUUAGCCUGAGUAAAGGAAAAAAAAGAGGAUGAAAGUGUCACACUGAAUAGGACAACAAUACGAGUAGUAUGCAACAACCUUCCUGUUAAUUGCGAACUGUAUUGCAUUCUUUUUCUUUCCUUGUCUCAACUUUCCUUUCAGUUUCCGUACUUUUAAUUUUUAGGCGAACAAACUAUUUUUCCAAACCAACGUUUCAUGUACAAAGAAAUGAAGCAAGCGAACCAAGAAAGUUUAUUAACUUUUCGCUCAUUCCGUUGCAAAGUUGAUAGAGCUCGCAUUGUUAAUUGUAAACUCUACCACGUCCAUUCAGGAGGAUAACUUAAGGGUGUAUUUGUUCACACUCUAUGGAAGUAAAUUUUCCCAAUUACUGCAAAUAGCGAGCUUUUGAGAAUGAGUGGUGCAAACUUGGAAGUGUAAAUUAAUAGUUCAUUCCUUUUUUAAUUAUUUAAGGAAGAACUUAUCAUAAGAACUAUAGUACAACAAGGAUUGUUUUUCUUGAUCCCUCUUCUCUUCAUCUAGUAAAUUUAAGUUUAACUUCUGGCUCGACACUUUCUCAAUUUCUUUUGCAAAAAGCAUGCGAUCGAGCAACAUUUCGGGAGAUUUUCAGAAUUGCUGACUUUGGCAUUAUCUAGGUAAAAAGUAAAGUCUGUUUGCGAGCCUAGUGGCCCAUUAGGCCAGUGCUUAACUCCGGUUUCUGUAGCGCGAGG